AUGGAGCGGCAGCGGGAGGUGAAGGCCCUGCUGAAGCGGUGGGAAGCGGCCUUCCUCCGGGAGAGGCGGAGGAAACCCGGCCAGGCUGACAUCGAGGAGGCUCCGGAGGAGACCAGGCGGCUCUACAGGGAGUACAAGGCGCUCAAGCGGCAGAGCGAGGAGGCAGAUCCCUCCCGGCUCAGCCCCUCCGGCCGGCCGGCGACGCAGGAGACCCCGACCGCGGAGCAGGUGCCGGACUCCGGUUGUUGGGGCGCGCACCUGAACCGGCAGCUGAAAACCCCGGGGCCGAGCCGCCCCGGCCGCGCCGUGCCGAAAGCCUCGGCGCAGUACUACGGGAUGAAGCUGAAAUCCAAGCUGGGAGCUGCCGGGAAGGAGACGCCCCUGACUCCCAGGAGGACCCCGAAUCCCAGGAGGCCCCCGAUCGUCCCCAGCCUUCGGACAAAUUUGGAGAACGGUGACAAAACCCCGGCGGAGGCUUCGCAGAGCGAGGGGGGCGAACCGGGAGAUCUCCUCCUUCCUCCCUCGGUGUCGGGGCUGGCCCCCAUCAUCCUCGCCGCGGGAUCGAAGCCGCUGCCGCCCCCGCCGCCCCCCCCCGAGAAAAUCCACAACACCAAGGCGCAGCUGAAGCGGACGGUGGCGCGGACGCUGGGCUCGCUGGAUCCCGCCUGGCUCCAGAGGUGCCAGGGAACACCAGGGGACGAAGGGGUGAUGGCAGGCGCCACGCAGGAGCCAGGUGGCCGGGAAGCGUCGGUGGGAGAUUCCGGAAGGAAAAGACCACGCGGAGAUGGUGGAGACGGUGCGGCGGCUCCGGCGAAGCUCAGGCGAUGCCGCCGGGGCUCGGCCGAGGGAGAGUUUGGUGCUGCCGGCGCGACAAAGCAGAGCGAGGAGGAGGAGGAGGAAGAGCGCGUGACAGCCAAAAAGGAGAGCGAGGUGCCGCGUCCCUCGGAAAACCUCCUGGGGGAGGUGGAGGAAGAGGAGAAACCCGGAUCCAGCCGCAGAGCCGUCGCUGCCAGAGCCGCUCCGCAGAGAGGCGGCAACUUCGUCAGGCUUAACCUAAAGAAGAAAUCGCACGUCCGAGGCUACGCCCUGCGGGGAAAUCGCCUUCGCAAGCAGGCGCGGAAGCAGAAGUGGCAGAAGAAAGCGGAAUGCUUCGGCGGAGGCGGCGGAUCCCUCGCCCGAAGCUCAGACGUCUGCUUCAGCUGCGGCGGGAUGGGGCACUGGGCAGCGGCGUGCCGGGGCCGAGCGACGCCGGAGGAGGUGUUUGCGGCUCUGAAGACGCUGGGCUAUGAUUCCUUCCGCCCGGGCCAGGAGAUGGCCGUCAUGAGGAUCCUCUCAGGCCUCUCCACGCUGGUGGUGUUAUCCACAGGGAUGGGGAAGUCCCUCUGCUACCAGCUCCCCGCUUACCUCUACCGCAAGCGUUCCAAGUGCGUCACCCUGGUUGUUUCCCCGCUGGUGUCCCUGAUGGAUGACCAGGUCUCAGGGCUGCCGCCGUGCCUGAAAGCCGUCUGCAUCCACUCCAACAUGACCAAAAUCCAACGGGAAGCGGUGAUGGAAAAGGUGAGACAGGGCGAAGCGCAGGUGUUGCUGCUCUCUCCCGAAGCCCUGGUCGGCGGAAGCGGAUCGGGAUCCGGCUGCCUGCCCUCCGCCGAUCGCCUGCCGCCCGUCGCCUUCGCCUGCAUCGACGAAGCUCACUGCGUCUCCGAGUGGUCCCACAAUUUCCGUCCCUGCUACCUGCGCCUCUGCCAGGUUCUCCGGGAUCGCCUGGGCGUGCGCUGCUUCCUGGGGCUGACGGCGACCGCCACCCUGGCCACGGCGCGGGACGUAGCCCAACACCUCGGCAUCCCGCCGGAGGAAGGGAUAACGGUGCGCUCCGCCGCCGUCCCCCCAAACCUGCGCCUCUCCGUCUCGAUGGACAGGGACAGGGAUCAGGCGCUCAUCUCCCUGCUGCGGGGCGAGCGUUUCGGGUGCCUGGACUCCAUCAUCGUCUACUGCACGCGGCGGGAGGAGACGGCUCGCGUCGCGGCGCUCAUCCGGACCUGCCUCCAAGGAACGCCGCUCCGGGAGCCUGCCGGAGCCGGGGAGCCGGAGUGCCACACGGCCGAAGCUUACCACGCCGGCCUAUCCGCCGCCGAACGCCGCCGCGUCCAGAGCAGCUUUAUGAGCGGCCAACUCCGCGUGGUGGUGGCCACGGUGGCUUUCGGCAUGGGGCUGGAUAAAUCGGACGUCCGCGGCGUCGUACAUUACAACAUGCCCAAAAAUUUCGAGAGUUACGUGCAGGAGAUCGGCCGGGCAGGGCGCGACGGCGAGCCGGCUCACUGCCAUCUCUUCUUGGAUCCGGAGGGCGGGGAUCUCCCCGAGCUGCGGCGCCACAUUUACGGCGACACGGUGGAUUUUUUUACCGUCAAGAAGCUGGUGCAGAAAAUUUUCUCUCCCUGUAAAUGCUUGUGCUGCCCGCCGCCUCCCUCGCAGGCCGGAGAGGUGGAGGACGCAGAAACGGCCGAGUUCUCGGAGGAGGAAGAGGAGGAGGGCGGCGUGAGGAAGCAGAGCGGGCGGCGGGUGUGCUACAAACACGAACGAGCCAUUCCCAUCCAAGAAACCGUGGAAUCCCUGGAUGUACGAGAGGAAGGAAUCGAGACCCUCCUGUGCUACCUGGAGCUGCACCCGCAGCGCUGGCUGGAGCUGCUGCCUCCCACCUACUCCUCCUGCCGCCUCCUCUGCUACGGGGGACCCCGGCAGCUCCAGGCUGCGGCGCGGAGUUCUCCCCCCGUCGCCGCCGUCCUGGCGCGGGAGCACCUGGCGGGGAGGGACCGCGACCGCGCCGGCUCCCUGGAAUUCGACGUGGUCUCCCUGAGCAAUUCCAUGGGUUGGGAAGUGCCGUUGGUGAAACGCGCCCUGCGCCAGCUCCAGUGGGAUCCGCGCCUGCGGCAAGACUGCGGCGGUGCGGGGAAAAGCGGGGUCCUGGUGGAAUUUGGCGGCCUCUCCUUCCACCUACGCGCCUACGGUGACCUCAGCGACCAGGAGCUGGAUGCCGUCUGCGAUUUCCUCCACCGAAGGGUGGUGGCCAGGGAGAAGACGGCUCUCGGCCACCUCCGCGCCUGCUUCCGGGCCUUCCAGAGCGUGGCCUUCCAGACCUGCGACCCUCACCCUGCCGAUGAGGAAGAGGAGAGGAGCGCCCGGCUGAAGGCUCUGCUCAGCGACUACUUCGAGACGGAGCCGGCUGAGCGGGGCUGCGAGGAAGAGGAGGAAGAGGAAGAUCUCGGCGACGCUAACCUGCGGGAGAGCCAAAUCCGCGCCGACAUCCGCCAUUUCCUCGCCGUCCGCCAGGAUGAGAAAUUUUCCGGCAGAGCCGUCGCCAGGAUAUUUCACGGCAUCGUUUCCUCCGGACGCUGGGAUCUGGCAGGACGCGCCGUCCCUCCCCGCCGCGGCGUCGUCCGCGGUUUGGGAACGGCACGCUGCCUUGCCAAAAUCCUUUUAAACAUUAACCGGUGA
Nipponia nippon (crested ibis) is the source of this 3489-nucleotide messenger RNA. The record is from RefSeq and is a predicted model, not a curated record. NCBI's taxonomy places the organism in Eukaryota, Metazoa, Chordata, Aves, Pelecaniformes, Threskiornithidae.